Messenger RNA from Gracilinanus agilis (Agile Gracile Mouse Opossum), 5343 nucleotides. It is a transcript of the gene TET3, whose product is annotated as tet methylcytosine dioxygenase 3. NCBI's taxonomy places the organism in Eukaryota, Metazoa, Chordata, Mammalia, Didelphimorphia, Didelphidae. Bases 1 to 5343 code for a protein of 1780 amino acids. Gene Ontology annotation, biological process: oxidative demethylation; positive regulation of transcription by RNA polymerase II. Gene Ontology annotation, cellular component: nucleus. The record is from RefSeq and is a predicted model, not a curated record. The transcript has 12 exons. Gene Ontology annotation, molecular function: zinc ion binding; DNA binding; DNA 5-methylcytosine dioxygenase activity.
AUGAGCCAAUUUCAGAUGCCAGUGCCCGUCCAGCAGGAGCCACCGGGCCUUCCCAACUUCCCUCAGGGCAAGGGGAUGCCAGGGAGCUUCAGAGGGCCUGGGCUCCCCGCUGGGGUGGCAGGGAGCACAGAGCAGCAGCCUGGGGGGUGUGGCGAUGGCCGGAAAAAGCGCAAGCGAUGUGGGAUGUGUGAGCCCUGUCGGAGACUGGAAAACUGUGGGGCCUGUACCAGCUGCACCAACCGGAGGACCCACCAGAUUUGCAAACUUCGCAAGUGUGAGCUGCUCAAGAAGAAAGCCGGCCUGCUCAGGGAGGUGGAGAUAAAGCCGGGCGAAGGGGCCGCUCCUUGGGGACAAGCCACCACCGUGGCAACAGGCUUGGAGGGAAGCCCAGUUGAUGGACCCGUCCCAGGCCGGAUGGACCCAGGGCCAGUGUACCAUGGGGAGGAACGGCGGCUAAACACUCCUAGGGCCCCUGUCAAUGGGGCCGGAGAACCGGCUGGGCCGGGACUACUGGGGGUUGGAGGAGUGUGGCAGGUAGACCAGAAGCCUGAUUGGGAGCCUUCCCCCAGCCCAGCUCAUGCUGCCCACCCAGAAGACGCCCAUGACCUCGUGGCCUUCUCAGCAGUGGCUGAAGCCGUUUCCUCCUAUGGGGCCCUCAGCACCCGCCUCUAUGAGACCUUCAAUCGGGAGAUGAGCCGAGAGGGUGGCAGCAACCUUAGCGGCCCUCGACCCGGCCCCGACAGCUAUUCGGCAGGGGGAGAGGACCUGGAUACCCUUCAGACAGCCCUGGCACUGGCCCGCCAUGGCAUGAAGCCACCCAACUGCAACUGUGAUGGGCCCGAGUGUCCCGACUACCUCGAUUGGCUGGAGGAAAAGAUCAAAUCUGUGGCUGUGGGAGGAGGGGAGGACCGGCCUCGUGCUCCUGGGCCUCUCCAUCCUGGGGAAGUGGGCCUCCCAGCCCUGGGUCCUGGGCCCCUUCUCAGCCCUGAUGCUCCCCAGCUGCACUCACCCAACGGUCUGCCACUUUCAGAGAGUGCCCUAAACAUCGCGAAGGAGAAAAACAUCAGCCUGCAGACAGCCAUUGCCAUAGAAGCCCUCACCCAGCUCUCCUCUGCCCUGCCCCAGCCAUCCCCCUGCCCACAGCCCAAGGCCUUAUCCCCGACUCCUCCUUUUCGACCUCCUCAGUCUUACCUUCGGACCUCCUCGUGGCCUGUGGGCCCGCCUGAAGAGCCUCAGUCCUGUGCUUCUGAGAGUUCAGCCUUCCCUCCGGGAGCCCCCCGAACUGAGUUUCCUGAGGUCUGGGGCCCAGACACGCCCCCCGUGACCCCUUGCACCUCCUGGCCAGUCCCCCGCACUGGCCCGGACCCCAUGGCUGAGCUGGAACAACUUCUGGGCAGCUCCAAUGAUUAUAUCCCAUCGUCUUUCAAACGGCCCGAGGCUCUGCCCGCCAAGCCCAAAAUCAAGGUUGAGCCCCGCUCCCCCCCUGCGCCCAGUCCCCGCAAGGAGGCGCCCACUCCGGCCUCAGAUCUCGACACCCACCGAAAGGUCCAGUCGACCCUCCAACAACAUCUCCAUCACAAGCGCAGCCUGUUCCUUGAGCAGAACCAGGGCAGCGCCUGCCCAAGGGCUUCCUCGGUGCCGCCCCCUGCCCGGGGCUGGUGGGCCCCUCCGAUUCCUGGGACCCCUCGGCCCGCGGACAAGCCAGUCAAGGAGAAGAAGAAGAAACAGCUGCCUGCAGUUAGUGGCCUGGUGGGGGGUGAGAAACGUGCCCUGGGGCUCAAGACGGUCACCCGGAAGAUAGUGCAAAUUAAGAAGCCCAAGGUGCGGGAUGCCCACCCUCGCUUCAUGCCCCUCCGCCAGAUCAGCCUGGAAGUGUUGAAAAGCCCUGCUCCUGGGGACCUGAAGGCAGGCACCGCUCCUCCUCUGCCCACCUGCAGGGGCAUCUCCGGGCCCCCAGUCCCAGCCCCUCCCCAUGCAUUAUUUGCACCAGGUCCCUCUGGGGGUAGCCUUUUGCCCCCUACUCAGGAAAUGGCUUGUCCCAGCCUUGCUGCCGCCCUGCAGUCUAGCCCUGCGACUGUCCCCCUGGUCCCUGCCGAUGACAAGCUGGAGGAGCUCUUCCAGCAGUUUGAAGCAGAGUUCGGGGACAACUUUGGCCUUGCAGCUGCCCCUCCAGCCCCCGCCUGCUCCCCCGAGCACCUGGCAUCCUGUGUCCUACGCCCUGAGAGCCCAUUUCCUGGACGCUCCCGAAAACAGAUGAAGAUAGAGGCUUCCGGGUCUGUUGCUGUGAUUUCCACUACCUGCUUGGAGGUGGAGGAAACAGGCCUGGAGGCGACACCCACCAAACCAGACCUUCCAGCCACUCCCAACCUCCGGGGCUUCUUGGAGUCCCCACUCAAGUACCUGGACACCCCCACCAAGAACCUGCUGGACACCCCCUCCAAGAGAGCCCAGGCCGAGUUCCCCGUCUGUGAGUGUGUGGAAGGCCCAGGCAGGGCGCUAACGCCGUGUCUUUCUGUCCCCAGCUACGGAGAGAAGGGGAAGGCGAUCCGCAUCGAGAAGGUUGUUUACACCGGCAAGGAAGGCAAGAGCUCUCGGGGCUGUCCCAUUGCCAAGUGGGUAUACCGGCGCUACACGGAGGAGGAGAAGCUGCUCUGCUUGGUUCGACAUCGCUCGGGGCACCGCUGCGAGCAGGCCGUCAUCAUCAUCCUCAUUCUGGUCUGGGAGGGCAUCAGCUCCGAGCUGGGGGACACCCUGUACCGGGAGCUGACUGAGACCCUGCGCUGCUACGGGAAUCCCACCACCCGGAGAUGCGGCCUCAAUGACGAUCGAACCUGCGCGUGCCAGGGGAAAGACCCGUCCACCUGUGGUGCCUCCUUCUCCUUCGGCUGCUCCUGGAGCAUGUACUUCAAUGGCUGCAAAUAUGCCCGGAGCAAGUUUCCUCGCAAGUUCCGGCUCACGGGGGACAAUCCUGAGGAGGAGGAAAAUCUCCGGAAACACUUUCAGAACCUGGCCACUCAGGUCGCCCCGCUGUACAAGAAGCUGGCCCCGCAGGCCUAUCAGAAUCAGGUGAACAAUGAAGAAGAAGCCAUCGACUGUCGCUUGGGGCUGAAGCCGGGCCGGCCUUUCUCGGGGGUCACAGCCUGCAUGGACUUCUGUGCCCAUGCCCACAAGGACCAGCACAACCUAUACAACGGCUGCACUGUGGUCUGCACGCUGACCAAGGAGGACAAUCGCUGCGUGGGCCAGAUCCCGGAGGACGAGCAGCUGCACGUCCUUCCCCUCUACAAGAUCGAUAACACGGAUGAGUUUGGCAGCGAGGAGAACCAGAGGGCGAAGAUGGCCAGCGGGGCCAUCCAGGUGCUAACCGCCUUCCCCCGAGAGGUGCGCAGGCUCCCCGAGCCGGCCAAGUCCUGCCGCCAGCGGCAGCUGGAAGCUCGCAAGGCGGCCGCUGAGAAGAAGAAGCUCCAGAAGGAGAAGCUGCUCACUCCAGAGAAGAUCAAGCAGGAGGCCCUAGACAUCCCUGAGCUACUCCAGCCCGAUCCAGGUCUCUCUUUGAAGAACGGGUUGUCCCAGCAAGCCCUGAAGCCGGCCAUCAAGGUGGAGCCGCCCAAUCACUACAACUCCUUCAAGUACAACGGCAACUCGGUGGUGGAGAGCUACUCGGUGCUGGGCAGUUGCCGGCCCUCGGACCCCUACAGCGUGAACAGCGUCUACUCUUGCCAUUCAUACUAUGCACAACCCAACCUGAGUCCCAUCAACGGCUUCCACUCCAAGUUCGCUCUCCCGUCCUUCGGCUACUACGGCUUCUCCCCCGGCGGCUCCGUCUUCUCCUCUCAGUUCCUAAACUAUGGUGCCAACGGCCGGGGCCCGGGCGGCUGGGGGGGCCCCCUCGGGGUCUUCGAUAAAAAGCCGGAUCUGCAGGCCCUGCAGAGCGGCCUGACCCCGGCGUACGGCGGCCCCGAGUUCUCCGAGCUGCCGGCUCAGGCCGUGGCCAACGACGGCCACCACACGCCUCACCACCAGCCUGCCUACCCGGGCCCCAAGGAGUACCUGCUCCCCAAGGGCCACCGGACCCGCCCCGCGGCCACAGAGCCUCCCCCCUUUGCACAGAGCGGCCCCUGCUUCGGUCAAGUCAUCAAGCAGGAGCCGUGCGACCGCCUGCCCCAGGCCGAGCCCCUCCCCGGGGUCCCCGGGAGCCUGGGCAAGCCCCCCGUCCCCGAGGCCUCCCAGAACGGGGCCAAGGAGCCCCUGUGGGGGGGAGCCCCCCCCGGCAGCCAGAGCGCUUCUCCAAAGAGGACUAACGGGGUGCCCGGGGCCUGGGGCCUGUUCGCUCCCGGAGAGAGCCCCGUCCUCCCCGACAAACUGGGGCCUUUUGGUGCUAGCUGCGUGCCCGCGUCCCGGCUCUCGGACGGCCAGUGGGGCCUGUUCCCCUCGGAAGGGGGGCAGCCCCCCCAGCAGCCCUCCCUGGGGCCUCCCAACGGAGCCGGCCUGCUGAGCAAGGCCUGGAGCCCCUGCAAGUUCCGCGAGAGCACCCCCAGCUUCAAUGGGCCCAGCCUGGCGGAGAAGCCGUGGGGCCUGGGGCCGGACUUCGGGCCCGCUCUCAAGGGGAGCUCGGGCUACGCGGACAAGCUGUGGGGGCCCGCCAAAGGGGACGAGGGCAGGACUCCGGCGCCGGCCGACAAAGCCUGGGCCUCUUUCGGGGCGGCCCUCGGCGCGGGGCCCCCCAAGCCCGAGGACAAGCUGUGGGACGCCCUGAGCCUCGGGGAGGGCCCGGCCGACAAGAGGGCCCCGAAGGAGGAGGAGGCGGGGGCCGGCGGGGGCGGCGGAGGGGGCCCGGCCGCCGCCGCCGCCGAGGAGGAGGACGAGGAGCUCUGGUCGGACAGCGAGCACAACUUCCUGGACGAGAACAUCGGCGGCGUGGCUGUGGCGCCCACGCACGGCUCCAUCCUGAUCGAGUGCGCCCGGCGCGAGCUGCACGCCACCACGCCGCUGAAGAAGCCCAACCGCUACCACCCCACCCGCAUCUCGCUGGUCUUCUACCAGCACAAGAACCUCAACCAGCCCAACCACGGCCUGGCCCUGUGGGAGGCCAAGAUGAAGCAGCUGGCCGAGAGGGCGCGCGCCCGCGAGGAGGCGGCCCGCCUGGGCCUCGGCCACCCCGACGUCAAGCCCUACGGCAAGAAGCGCAAGUGGGGGGGCGCGGCGGCCCCCGAGCCGCAGCCGGAGGAGAAGAGGAGCCCCGUCCCCACCCGCCACGUGCCGGCCAUCACCACCGACUCGGUGGUCACCGUGUCCUCCUACGCCUACACCAAGGUCACGGGGCCCUACAGCCGCUGGAUCUGA